AAAGGAUUCUCCUGUUAUCAACAUGUGAACGGGAUCUUCGACUUGGAAGGAUUUGGAGGGGACAUGAUGGGGUGCACAUUUGUUGAGAUAGGGAAUGGUGACUACUUUGGCCUGCUGACAGCUAAGGAAUUCAAAACAGGUGACUAUUAUCUUCUUGUAUCAACCUUCUCAGUUAAGGUACUAGCUGCUCAAGUGCCACCCAUCGAAUCCCUCGAUCGGCCUACCGAAAUGACAUUCUUAAGCAUUAACCGCAAGAACCAACAGAAGUUCAACAUUUCUGGGGCUCAUUGCAGGUGUUUUACUGGAGCUGCAUAUCUAUAGGUUCUGCAAGUCUCAGGCUGGUCCCUUUAUGCUUUCCUGCAAGGAUAUGGCCAUGCUUACUAGUUCCUUUUAGCUAUGUGUGACCCGCUAGCAGAAUCUUUUAAGCUUCAAUUAAUUUCUUUUAUCCCCGUUCUUAUAAAACCAAAGCUAUGGAGUUUUUCUAAUUGAUCAAUUCUCCGUAUAUCUUAUUUGAUACGUACUUGCUAGUUUCAACAGUGAUGAAAUCCUGUGUUACCAUAUUUCUUAUGCCACCUUAUUCUCAUUCUCUCAGAUUAAUCACAAUUUUUGUCACAGUUAUUAACCAAUUGCCAUUGAUCAAUGGAAAUGUUGGUACACAAGUGGAAUAAGUAACGUGGCUUAAGUGGAUUGGGUCCAU
Molecule: messenger RNA, 697 nt
Organism: Cuscuta epithymum
Lineage: Eukaryota; Viridiplantae; Streptophyta; Magnoliopsida; Solanales; Convolvulaceae
Source: the annotation of a GenBank genome assembly